This is a messenger RNA of Mytilus trossulus (common blue mussel), 1398 nucleotides long. RefSeq names its product sex-determining protein fem-1-like. Bases 636 to 1382 code for a protein of 248 amino acids. The transcript is spliced from 4 exons. Gene Ontology annotation, molecular function: protein binding. NCBI's taxonomy places the organism in Eukaryota, Metazoa, Mollusca, Bivalvia, Mytilida, Mytilidae. The record is from RefSeq and is a predicted model, not a curated record.
UACAGUUUAAAAUAAACUACUAAGUAAAGAUAGUCAAUGUUGUAAGUUGUAGUCUGAUAAAGGUUUUGUUUUUGUUUAUUUAUUACAGAAUGACAGCAUCUAGACAUUUGACUUCCGUGGAAGGGGAAAAUUACUUGAAGCUUUCUCUGCUUUUGAUAAAUAUAUCACGUUCGGCUAUUAGAUAUGUCUUCGAUCAGGAAUUUUGUCCAGACACAUUACAGAAAACCAUCACAAAGAACUAUUCCAAACUUAAAUAUCUGAAACAGAACAAAACAAUUACCGCAACCCAAUGGAACACGCUUUUUCUACCAAAGGGAUUAACUGUACAGUCUUCUAAUUUUGAUAUAACAUUAAUGACAUGCCUACUAAGAAAUCUUGCAGACAUCGAUGUCGUUGACCAUCAAGUUCCACAGGUUGAUUUCAGCAUAGGAACUGCAAUAUCCACAAUAAAGUUUUAGAGGAACAAGAUAGCACACAUUCUUGACUGCUCUGUAACAGAUAUAAUAUUUAACGAAGUGUUUGACGCUGUGACCAAGGCAGUUAUCAAACUGAAUCUAGCACUAAGUGGAGAAUGUGAGUCAAUAAGGCAUGGACCGUUAAAUAAAAACUUUGAGGACUUUACAACACUGCAUGAUAUGUGUCAUGAUGGAAAUUUUGAAUUGACAAAACUGCUGAUUCAACAAGGACUACCAGUAAAUAAGGAGAACUAUUUUGAUUUAACCCCGCUUCAUUUAGCCUCACACGAAGGUCAUACAAAUAUAGUUAAACUUUUACUUGACCAUGGUGCAACAGCUGCCGUCAACAAAGGAAAUAUUAAUGGAUCAAGGCCAUUGCAUUUUGCAUCUCACGAGGGUCACAAAGAGAUUGUAGACAUUUUGCUUAAACACGGAGCAGAUGUACAUCAAGGAAAUAACAAUCAAUCAAAACCUAUUCGUUUGGCAACUCAUGAAAAUCAUAUUGAUAUUGUGAAAUUUUUGAUUGAAAAUGGCGCAAACGUCAACGACGUCAAUAAGAACGGUUCCACGCCAAUGCAUUUAGUAAGUUAUAAAAAUCUUACAGAAAUGGCAGAGUUCUUGAUACAAAAUGGCGCAGACAUAAACAGACCACAAUUAGACAAACGUACUCCAUUACAUGUUGCUUGUAGAGCUGGUAACCUCGAAAUGGUUCGUCUACUGGUUAGACAUCAAGUAUUGGUGGAUCUAAAAGAUAACGAUGGCCGAACAUCUUUGUUUUAUGCCAAAGACAAUAGAAACAAAGAGAUAAUUUCAAUUUUACGGACAACAGAUUAUUCUGUAGAAAAUUAUCAAAAGGCGUUUUAUAAGUUGAUGCUUUUCUCAUGUUUAAUAAUUAUUUGUGAUGUAUUAAUAUACCGGUAUUUUUAGUUCAAUUUUGUAAUGA